AUGGUGGCAUUCGCCGCGUGCAUCCUCGAGUUCCCGGUCGCGUACGUCCCGAUGGCCCACGGCGGUGGCGCAUUCCUAGCAGGCACCCCGCUCGACGUCUAUGAAUGCAUACUCGAGAGCGAUGCAUCCUCGAGCGUCAAGGUUCCGGACAAACACGUCAUGCUCAAGUUCUCAUGCCCACAAGGUGUCGCGAAGACGAAGGCCGAGCUGCAUCCAAAGGCAAUGGUCGACAAGCUGCAAACUCUCUUCGAGGCUAGACUGGGAAAAGUGGCCUUCCCGGGACGGGUGGUAGUACGUUGGUCUACGGAGACGUUGGACAGAGUCGCGUUGUAG
Trametes versicolor FP-101664 SS1 is the source of this 333-nucleotide messenger RNA. RefSeq lists its product as uncharacterized. The transcript has a single exon. NCBI's taxonomy places the organism in Eukaryota, Fungi, Basidiomycota, Agaricomycetes, Polyporales, Polyporaceae. Bases 1 to 333 code for a protein of 110 amino acids. The record is from RefSeq and is a predicted model, not a curated record.